CUUUCAAAUUAGUCGUGGUGUGAGUGGAGAGCGUUUCUGAAUACAGGCCUCAGCUGCGACUGCGAACAAGCGGGUGGCGAGGAGAGCAGCUCAGAGCCAGCCCAGGGAGACCCAGCCAGUUGCGCCUUGACUGUUGGAGAGGAGUGAUCACGCCGCCCUGUCUCUCCUCUCCCACUUCCCGUCUCGCACGCUCGCUCUGCUGCCCCGCCCGCCAUUCCCACCUGGUUAACUGAACAACCCUGCAAGUCUUGAAGUGUCCGAUGGUAGGAAUCUUAAGAAACAUGUCUGAUACAUGAACGCCUUCUACUUUAACAUAGACACCGAGUGAUACUGAAAAAAAAAAAGGAAAUAUAUAUACUAAGUGUUAAACAGUUUCUUUUGAGUCCAGUACCGUUUCUCGUGCUUAUACUCCCGCACGCAUGCACGCACAUACCUGGGCUCCUUGUGACCUGAACUGCCUGGGGGAUUUAAGGUAGGGGCGGACUCUCCCCACCAUCCCCCCCGCCCCCUCUCUCCUCCUUGGCACCUGGAAAAGUUAUGCAAAUGUGACGAAGCGAACAAACGAAACUCAAGAGUGGUUGCCUACACGCCGCCAGAGGGACAACAAGAACGCCAAUACAAGCACGGGACGCCAAUACAAGCACGGGACGCCAAUACAAGAACGGGAGACGGGCACAACAGACAUCAAUAAAAGAAAAUUACAUUGAAAAUACUGAAAAACAGGUAAUCCUAAAACAAACACAGUGAGACAUGAAGUUGUCCUGGAAACAGAUGCAACAUAGAGACUGAGUUGUCAACAAAAACAUAACAAGUACAGCAGCCGCGCCUGCCACUCCGACGACAACAAAUAAAUGGAUAAAUUCAUACUCCAGUUGAUGAAAUGAUGGACGUUCACUGAAAACUGGAAAUGCGCCACAUUGAUUUAAAGGUGAACAGCUGGAAAAUGUAUGGAAAAAAAUAGUGACGAUUAAACACCAAAAAAAAUAAUAAAGAAAAUAACGGUGGAAAAAUAGUAAAGUGAGGAAAAGAACACUAAAAAAAUACAAUCAAAUUAUGUGCGCCACGAACAAACAAGGAACGAAAAUGGAAAACAAAAUUCGAAAAAAACAAUAGACACCCAAUAAAAAAAAAAGCAUCAGAAAACGAGACACUGAAAAGAAACAUCAACAAGAGAACAAACAACAACAACAGCGCAGCGUCAACACAGCGGCGCCUUGUGACGACACGCACACAAACAAACACACAAACACCGCCGCCAUGAGGGUGCCACGCGCCGCCUCUAGGGGUGCCAACCUGUGCCUGCUGCUGCUGCUCCUCCUGCACCUGAGUGGCACCCUGGCACGCUCUUACUGGGGCCACAACAGAGGAGCAGGAGGGCAGAGGAGGGGCGGAGGGCAUCAAGGACGGAGGAACAUGGGUCGACAUCGCCGUAAGGACCAGCUGAUCCACCCUACCUCCGCCGAGAUUCCAUAUUUUGAUCCCACCUCGCCCACCCACAUCAAGGCACAGCUGGGUUCCAAUGCCUACCUCCCUUGCAAAAUUAAGAACCUUGGCAAUAAGUCGGUGUCCUGGGUGAGGAACAAGGAUGCCCACAUCCUCUCAGUGGACAGGUAUACCUUCAUAGCAGACGCCCGUUUCGCCACCUGGCACGAGGCGGUCACGAACACUUGGACGCUGCAGGUGAAGUACGUGAAGGCGUCUGAUGCGGGGAGGUACGAGUGUCAGGUGUCCACGGAGCCAAAGAUGAGCCACUUCGUGCAUCUCAACGUGAUUACGCCCCUGGUCACCAUCCCGGGGGGCUCUGAGCUGCAUGUUAGAAGCGGAAGCACAGUCACCAUCAAGUGUGUGGUGAGCCAGGCGCUUCACCCUCCCAGUUACGUCUUCUGGUACCACGGGGAGCAACGCAUACCUGAAGGGAAGUGGAAGGGCGUGACACAGCAGCCGUUGACCAGAAGGGCGUCAGGGGGAAGUGAAGCCGCCCUUACCAUCACCUCAGUGAACCACGCCCACGCUGGCAACUACACCUGUGCUCCAGCCGCCCUCACGCCCGUCUCUGUCAUCCUGCACGUGUUGAACGGUGAGCGCCCCGCCGCUAUGCAACACGGAACUAGCACUUCUUCUCUCCCCUCUGCCCCCUCUCUCCCUCUCCUCCUCCUGUUUACUCUCUUGCUCCUUCACCUCGCUCCCACUGACGUCAUGUCCUCCCCUUCCUCCUCCUUUCUUUCUUCCUCCUUCUCCUCUUUUUUCCAUUUAGAGUCCAGUGUUGUAAAUACGCGGUGAUGGCAACACUGAUUCUUGUCCCAUGUGUAUGUAAAGCUUUGUCAAUUUUGUAUUAAUUAAUUAGAACAACGAUAUAUGUAUUAUACACUAAUAUACAUUAUACACUUUCUUCUUCUUCUUCUCCUCCUCCUCCUCCUCCUCUUUCUUACCUUCUAUUUUACGGCAUUUCCUUCCUCCUUGUCAUCUUGUCUUCCUUCUCUUUCUCCUUCAUUUUCUCUCUCUUCUUCCUACUUCAUCUCCCGAGUUUAUCCCACCUUACUCGUUAAUCUUGCAUUUUUCCUUCUCUUGUUUUGUCCUUCUCCUCUUCCUAUUUUUUUUUUUCAUCUUUUUCUACUCCUCUUCUUCCUCCUCCUCCUCCUCUUCUUGUUUCUCGUCUUUCUCCUUUUAUUUUCUUGUACAUCUUUACACUGAAGUCCUCUCUUGGAUGGAUUAGCGUUACUUACACACACACACACACACACACAUAGACAGUACUUACACGAACCCAAUAUUUUUCGUGCAGUUGUAACUAAAUGUAUAUAUUAAUGUUUAAGUAUGUCAUGUAAUUCCAAUUAUAUUUGUUACGUAUAAUGAGAGAGAGAGAGAGAGAGAGAGAGAGAGAGAGAGAGAGAGAGAGAGAGAGAGAGAGAGAGAGAGAGAGAGAGAGAGAGAGAGAGAGAGAGAGAGAGAGAGAGAGAGAGAGAGAGAGUGUGUGUGUGUGUGUGUGUGUGUGUGUGUGUGUGUGUGUGUGUGUGUGUGUGUGUGUGUGUGUGUGUGUGUGUGUGUGUGUGUGUAAUCCUGUUGAUCCCCCCAAACUUGUAAUCAACUACAGACAUAAGGAGUUUUCGGCCUUGCAUCAAUCAAGCAAUCAAUCAAUUAAAUAAAAAAAAAAGGACAGAAAAUCACCUUCAUUCAAUUCACAUCCUCAGAGAAAAAAAAAAUACCACCACCACCACCACCACCAUUAAUAAUAAUAAUAAUAAUAAUAAUAAUAAUAACAACAAUAAUAGUAAUAAUAAGUCGUAAUCCGAGCCGAAAUGAACAAGGCCGAACUCUCCUAACAAGCGCCAUUACCAUUACUGUCUCGUAUAGGGUAACAGUGAUAUCUUUUAUGCCACUCAAUCCAGUAUCCGUUUUCUAUUGCGUGCUGUCCGGGAGUCGAAAACGCGAAGCGGGGAACGCCUCUGUAUGUAAACGAUGUUGAUGAUCAUAAUACCUAUACUGCUGAUGAUGACCAUGAUGCAUUUGUGUACAUAUUAUAUUAUAGGCAAUGACGUGCAGUACCGUUAAAAAUAAAUGGGAUUUUUUGUGUAAUGAAA
Scylla paramamosain (green mud crab) is the source of this 3578-nucleotide messenger RNA. RefSeq lists its product as uncharacterized. The coding region runs from base 1258 to 2280 and encodes 340 amino acids. Gene Ontology annotation, cellular component: neuron projection membrane. Gene Ontology annotation, biological process: synapse organization. NCBI's taxonomy places the organism in Eukaryota, Metazoa, Arthropoda, Malacostraca, Decapoda, Portunidae. The transcript has 7 exons. The record is from RefSeq and is a predicted model, not a curated record.